This is a messenger RNA of Rhodofomes roseus, 1499 nucleotides long. RefSeq lists its product as uncharacterized. The transcript is spliced from 5 exons. Gene Ontology annotation, biological process: regulation of transcription by RNA polymerase II. The record is from RefSeq and is a predicted model, not a curated record. NCBI's taxonomy places the organism in Eukaryota, Fungi, Basidiomycota, Agaricomycetes, Polyporales, Fomitopsidaceae. Gene Ontology annotation, molecular function: DNA-binding transcription factor activity, RNA polymerase II-specific; zinc ion binding. The coding region runs from base 258 to 1136 and encodes 292 amino acids.
GAUCUGUUGGAUGUUUUAUGGUAACGCCCUCGUGGACGGCGUGGGGCUCAAGUGAAUUUCGUCCUAGAUCGUAUCUCAGAUCUUCCGACUGUUUCUACCAUUUCAGUCGGCUUGGUGCGGAUUAGUCGUUGGCGCCCGCCCUGUUACUCGACCACCUGUUCGUCGUAUAAAUCGCACCGAUGCUAGAUGCAACCUCACAGCCCCAUUCUCCGUGCUACUCCCCACAAUCUUAAGUAGAUCCCCCUUCAAUCGACGCCAUGACAGACGCUAGCCCCGAGCGCAAGGCCAGUUCGAGCAGCAGGAAGUCCAAAGAUACCAGCGUAGGACCAAGAUCGAACACCCCCGGCGAUCCGGCCGACUCGAGCCUGCUGACAUCUAUGGUCAGAAGCAAACGGACGCCUAUCGCAUGCACUGAAUGUCGCCGACGACAGGUCAAAUGCUCUGGAGGCACACCCCAGUGCGAGCGCUGCGAAAAGAGGGGCGUGAAGUGCGAGUACGUCCCGAUACACGUCCAGCGGCAACAAGCCGCCGCGGGCGCUGCUGGUGGCCCAGCAGCACAUGCCAUGUUGUCAGGAUCAUCGACAUCGCGGUCACUGCCGUCGACGCCGAUGCCCUGGCCUCCAUCAGCACCAAUGCACGUCGGUCCCACCACGCGACACUCCCCGAACUCGAUGCGCGACUGGCCAGAGUACUACGACAUGUCGGCGGAGAUGCUCCCCGAGUCACGGCGACAGACGCUACCCCAUUCAGCGCCAUCGUACGUGGGGGCCGACUCGUUCAGCCAAUCCCGAGCGGGGCCAUCUUACGGACGCUAUCCUAAUUACGGGCACGGCAUGUCGAACGCUCAGCACUACCCAGGGUCUUUGGCAGAUGCCUAUAGUUCUUCGACCGGCAACAGCGGCAGCCCCGCGGGCCAGGCUCUGGAUUUUAUGUUGCCCACGGAGAAUACCUCGCAGCUGAUGCCGAGCGCCAGUCAGAGCACGUCUUAUCCGAACCAAUACCUCCAGGGUCAGGGCUAUUACAACGCGCCUUCGGGCGCCACGGGCAUGCACGGGCAUAACUUCCAAGGGUGGAUGGAUCCCAGCAAUGCGAACUACUCUGCGUUUCAAGGUCAAUCCUAUCGUCGUAACGCGUGAAAGAGCAUUUAAUGACAUUCGCCCCGCUUUCGUCCCGAACAUGCACCUUGCUUUCUUGCGCGUCUGCUGUAUACAUAGUCACGAUGCUUCCACCAUCUAUUGCACAGUCCGCUAUCUAUUGAUUGUAGCUCUAUGUAACAUAUAUCCGCAUGCGGUCCUCGACAGGCCGACUUACACAUACCCUAGUGUUUAUGUCUUCUUACGGUGCGCACGCGUCCGCUUCCUAUCUAAUGCCGUCCUAUGCUAGCUCGCAGCUCCUUCGUUCAUAGCGAAGUGCCGACUCGGUCGGGCGAGCGACGCAUGAAGUUAGGCGUCCUGGUCUGCGUGCACGUGUCGUAUGGCCUGAUAUUGACUAUUAGACGG